Molecule: messenger RNA, 3492 nt
Organism: Acanthosepion pharaonis
Lineage: Eukaryota; Metazoa; Mollusca; Cephalopoda; Sepiida; Sepiidae
Source: the annotation of a GenBank genome assembly
AUGCCUGCUGCUGGAUUUGUGGGACUCCUUACCACCAGCUUAGCUUCAUAUUUUAUCCUGAAUUCCCUUUUUCUUUCUACUUCAUUCUUUUUUCCACUUUCAAUUUAUCCAUUCAACCUUUCCCUUUCAUUUUUUCCCAUUUGGCCUUUGCCUUUCACUUUUUCCCAUUUGGCCUUUCCCUUUCACUUUUUCCCAUUUGGCCUUUCCUUUUCCCUUUUUCCCAUUCAGCCUUUCCCUUUCACUUUUUCCCAUUUGGCCUUUCCCUUUCACUUUUCCCAUUUGGCCUUUCCUUUUCCCUUUUCCCAUUCGGCCUUUCCCUUUCACUUUUUCCCAUUUGGCCUUUCCCUUUCACUUUUUCCCAUUCGGCCUUUCCCUUUCACUUUUUCCCAUUUGGCCUUUCCCUUUCACUUUUUCCCAUUCAGCUUUUCCCUUUCACUUUUUCCCAUUUGGCCUUUCCCUUUCACUUUUUCUCAUUCGGCCUUUCCCUUUCCCAUUUGGCCUUUCCCUUUCCUUUUUUUCCCAUUCAGCUUUUCCUUUCACUUUUUCCCAUUUGGCCUUUUCCCUUUCCCAUUUGGCCUUUCCUUUCCUUUUUUUUCCCAUUCAGCUUUUUCCUUUCACUUUUCCCAUUUGGCCUUUCCCUUUCACUUUUCCCAUUUGGACUUUCCUUUCCUCUUUCCCAUUUGGCCUUUCCUUUUCCUUUCACAUUUCCCAUUCGUUCUUUUCCAUUUUUCACUUUUCCCCCAUUUGGCCUUUCCCUUUCACUUUCCCCAUUUGGCCUUUCCUUUCACUUUUUCCCAUUCGGCUUUUCCCUUUCCCUUUUUUCCAUUUGGCCUUUCCCUUUCACUUUUUCCCAUUCAGCCUUUCCCUUUCCCUUUUGCCCAUUUGGCCUUUCCCUUUUACUUUUUCCCAUUUGGCCUUUCCAUUUCACUUUUUCCCAUUCGGCCUUUUCCUUUCACUUUUUCCCAUUCGUUCUUUCCAUUUUCACUUUUUCCCAUUCGGCCUUUCCCUUUUACUUUUUCCCAUUUGGCCUUUCCCUUUCACUUUUUCUCAUUCGGCCUUUCCCUUUCCCAUUUGGCCUUUCCCUUUCCCUUUUUCCCAUUCAGCUUUUCCCUUUCACUUUUUCCCAUUUGGCCUUUCCCUUUCACUUUUUCCCAUUUGGACUUCCCCUUUCCCAUUUGGCCUUUCCCUUUCCCUUUUUCCCAUUCAGCUUUUCCCUUUCACUUUUUCCCAUUUGGCCUUUCCCUUUCACUUUUUCCCAUUUGGACUUUCCCUUUCACUCUUUCCCAUUUGGCCUUUCCCUUUUCCUUUCACAUUUUCCCAUUCGUUCUUUCCAUUUUCACUUUUUCCCAUUUGGCCUUUCCCUUUCACUUUUUCCCAUUUGGCCUUUCCCUUUCACUUUUUCCCAUUCGGCUUUUCCCUUUCCCUUUUUCCCAUUUGGCCUUUCCCUUUCACUUUUUCCCAUUCUUUCCCUUUUGCCCAUUUGGCCUUUCCCUUUUACUUUUUCCCCUUCGGCCUUUCCCUUUCACUUUUUUCCCAUUCGGCCUUUCCUUUCUUUUUUUCCCAUUCGGCCUUUCCCUUUCACUUUUUCCCAUUUGGCUUUUCCCUUUCACUUUUUCCCAUUUGGCCUUUCCCUUUCACUUUUUCCCAUUUGGCCUUUCCCUUUUUCCCAUUGGCCUUUCCUUUCCUUUUUUUUCCAUUCGGCCUUUCCUUUCUUUUCCCAUUUGGCCUUUCCUUUUACUUUUUCCCCAUUUGGCCUUUCCUUUCACUUUUUUCCCAUUUGGCCUUUUCCUUUCACUUUUUCCCAUUCAGCUUUUCCCUUUCACUUUUCCCAUUUGGCCUUUCCUUUCACUUUUUCUCAUUCAGCCUUUCCUUUCCCAUUUGGCCUUUCCCUUUCCCUUUUCCCAUUCAGCUUUUCCCUUUCACUUUUUCCCAUUUGGCCUUUCCCUUUCACUUUUUCCCAUUUGGCCUUUCCCUUUCACUUUUUUCCCAUUUGGCCUUUCCUUUUCCUUUCAUUUUCCCAUUCGUUCUUUCCAUUUUCACUUUUUCCCAUUUGGCCUUUCCUUUUACUUUUUCCCAUUUGGCCUUUCCUUUCACUUUUUCCCAUUCAGCCUUUCCUUUCCUUUUUCCCAUUUGGCCUUUCCCUUUCACUUUUUCCCAUUCGGCUUUUCCUUUCCUUUUUUCCCAUUUGGCCUUUCCUUUCACUUUUCCCAUUUGGCCUUUCCUUUUUCCCAUUUGGCCUUUCCCUUUCACUUUUUCCCAUUCGGCAUUUUCCUUUCCUUUUCCCAUUUGGCCUUUCCUUUUACUUUUCCCAUUUGGCCUUUCCCUUUCCUUUUUCCCAUUUGGCCUUUCCUUUUCCUUUCACUUUUUUCCCAUUCGUUCUUUCAUUUUUCACUUUUUCCCAUUCGUUCUUUCCAUUUCUUUUUUUUUCCCAUUCGGCCUUUCCUUUUACUUUUCCCAUUUGGCCUUUCCCUUUCCUUUUUCCCAUUCGGCCUUUCCCUUUUCACUUUUUCCCAUUUGGCCUUUCCUUUCAUUUUCCCAUUCGGCUUUUUCCUUUCACUUUUUCCUGUUGGCCUUUCCUUUCACUUUUCCCAUUUGGCCUUUCCCUUUCCUUUUUCCCAUUUGGCCUUUCCUUUCUUUUUUCCCAUUCGGCCUUUCCUUUCCCUUUUCCAUUUGGCCUUUUCCUUUUCUUUUUCCCAUUUGGCCUUUCCCUUUCACUUUUUCCCAUUCGUUCUUUCCUUUACUUUUUCCCAUUUGGCCUUUCCUUUCACUUUUCCCAUUUGGCCUUUCUCUUUUCCUUUCACUUUUUUCCCAUUCUUUCCAUUUUCCUUUUUUCCCAUUCGUUCUUUCCCUUUCACUUUUUCCCAUUUGGCCUUUCCUUUCACUUUUUCCCAUUUGGCCUUUCCCUUUCACUUUUUUCCCAUUCGGCUUUUCCCUUUCACUUUUCCCAUUUGGCCUUUCCUUUCACUUUUCCCAUUCAGCCUUUCCUUUCUCUUUUUCCCAUUUGGCCUUUCCUUUCCUUUUUCCAUUUUGGCCUUUUCCUUUCCUUUUUUCAUUCGUUCUUUCCAUUUUCACUUUUUUCCCAUUUGGCCUUUCCUUUCCCUUUUUCCCAUUUGGCCUUUCCCUUCUUUUUCCCAUUCGCCCUUUCCUUUCACUUUUUCCCAUUUGGCCUUUCCUUUCACUUUUUCCCAUUCGGCCUUUUCCUUUCUUUUCCUAUUUGGCCUUUCCUUUUUUACUUUUCCCAUUUGGCCUUUCCCUUUCACUUUUUCCCAUUCGGCCUUUCCCUUUCACUUUUUCCCAUUCGGCCUUUCCCUUUCACUUUUUCCCAUUCGGACUUUCCCUUUCACUUUUUCCCAUUUGGCCUUUCCCUUUCACUUUUUCCUAUUUGGCUUUUCCCUUUUACUUUUCCCAUUUGACCUUUCCCUUUUUCCCAUUUGGCCUUUCCCUUUCCCUUUUUCUUUCAUUAAUUUUCUCUUUUCUUCCAUUUUUUUAUAA